This is a messenger RNA of Anneissia japonica, 2037 nucleotides long. Its product is annotated as MAM and LDL-receptor class A domain-containing protein 1-like. Lineage: Eukaryota; Metazoa; Echinodermata; Crinoidea; Comatulida; Comatulidae. The transcript has 9 exons. The annotation marks the transcript as partial. Gene Ontology annotation, cellular component: membrane. The record is from RefSeq and is a predicted model, not a curated record.
GUCAUAUUCAAGGCCACUGUUGGAUCGAUUCCGUUUAAUUCCUACAUCGGUAUAGACAAUUUGGAAGUCUACGAUGGAGAGUGCCAAUCGACACCGCUUCCAACUCAAUGGUCAACCUUAUCAGAAUUAAAUUGUGAUUUUGAGUCAAAUUCUGAUCUUUGUGGGUUUACAUCGAUGGAAAGAUCCAUAUGGAGACAUAGGGAAGCUGAAUCAUAUUAUUUUUUUUAUCAUUAUUAUUAUUAUUCCAGUUAUCAUCUACCGAAUGAGGAUUACACUUUGGAUUCAGAAAGUGGUCACUACAUAUAUUCCGAAUAUGACAAAGCUGUGCUGUAUUCACCAUUAUUGACGUCAUCAGGUUCUGAAACUUGUUUUUCUUUCUGGUAUUACCUUCACCCUAGAAGUACCGGAGAAUUACUGAUAUACCUACAAUCUUUAAACGGACACGUUGGAGACCCUCUAGCAGUGACCUCCUCACUUGGACAUGGUGACGGACAAUGGCAGUUACAACAAGUUUCCCUUCGUGCAACCGUACCAGCUACAUUUUACAUUGUAUUAAUUUUUAGAAGAAAUUAUUCUAGUGGAGUUGGAAUUGAUGAUUUUCUCUACAAACAAUCUCCUUGUAGCUGGUGGCAAUUACAAGCGACUACUGGUAAUUGUAACUUUGAGCAAUCUUUGGAUGAGUGUGGUUACAUUCAAGGAGGAACCCAUGAAGAUGAUUUUGAUUGGAACUUUGCAAGGCCAAUUACAAUGGCUGAUGCAACAGGGCCGAAUGCUGAUCAUUCCUUCGGGAAUUCAUCAGGUCAUUACAUGUAUAUUCAGUCAUCUUUUCCGGUUGCCGGGAAUACAGCUAAACUUUUCACACCAAAGCUUACAUCAACGAAAAACCCAAGAUGUCUGACAUUUUGGUAUUAUAUUGAUCAUGAUGUCGGUAAAUUGGAGGUGUAUCUGGAAAUAUUAGAUGUUGUUGAUAAGAUCUGGUACAGUAAAACAACUACGGAAAACCAAUGGAAAUUAGCCAAAUUGGACAUCGUACCAAUAAGCUCCGACUUUACAAUACUGUUUCAAGGGACAGUUGGAGAAAGUUAUUACAGAGGUGCCAUCGCCAUUGAUGACAUUAUGCUUGAUGACUGUGAAUCUGUUGUCAAUCAUAUUGCAAAAUUUUCAUGCAAUUUCGAGAAUGACAUUGCUGGGUGUGGUCUGUUCCAGAGAUAUGACGACGACCUAGAUUGGCUUUAUUUCAAUAACUAUGGUGUUCAUGGACUAUCGGAUUCUUCUACCUACAUGUAUGUUGAAGGUGGUGAAGAAGACAAAGCAUGUAUUCAAACACCACCCAUUAACUACAAUGGAAGUAUCAGCGUCGGUUUUAGCGUUCAUAUGAACUUCGACCCACAGCUAAACUUGCGGGUUUUUAUUCAAGAAGGAUGGAAUCACGAUAAAAAGAAACUGAUUUGGGGAAAAAAUGGAACUACACAAGGAUGGGAACAGAUUAACCUAAUGGAAGUGAACCCGUCAAUGACAAUGUUUGCGAUCUUAUUUGAAGCAGUACUUGGACCAUCAAGUUUAGGAGUAAUUGCUGUUGAUGACAUCAACAUAUAUCCGGAUAACACAUCAUUGAACGAUGACAGAAAAUCGAAUGCCAUCAUUAUUACCGCAACAGUGGUGCCUUUGGUUGUCAUUUUUGCAAUUGCCAUAAUUUUAGUCACAUUCAAAAAGCCAUGGAUGAACAAGCCAAAAGAUGGUCCAAGAACUACGUCCACAAGGAAUUUCGACUCUGAUGUUUACGCAAAUUAUGAGGUAGAUGUAUAUGAGACUGUAAAAGCUUAAGAAGCAAAUUGUACCAUUUAUUAAGUGUUUAACUAUAUAGGUCUAAAUAUUAUCUUCAAAACAUGUGAAAAUAGACAUUAAGUAGACAAUAGCUAAUAAAUGGUAGCAUGGGCGUCGAUCGGUGGGGACUUUUCAAAGUAGGGGACAUCAUAUCGUUUGCCCCCCCCCCCCACUUUUCACCAAUCAUCUUUAAAUAAAAUCCCACUUUUAAAA